AUGAGCUCUCAAGAUGUUCAGCAGUCUCAUGCUAUCAAGAGAAAGGACGUAUGUAUCCCUCUUGUGAUGUGGAAUGAACCUCCACAAGUGGAAGUGUCGACUCUGCAUGUUCUUCUAUUGCCAGUGUCUCAACCGAGUCAGAAUUCUUCGUGUUUCUUGGCCAAGCAGGACGACAAGAAGAUGACGAUUGAGGUGGAUGAUUACAUGGAAAUUUGCACUGAAAUGUGUGUAUUUGCAGGGACAGUAGACGGUGCUAUUCUCUUUUGGAGGUUUGAGCAGGAUACUGUCGCACAAGUGAAUAUACUCGUGUUUCCAAGAACUGAAGGAGCAGGAGAACCAGUUGUGGGAAUUGUUAGUGGUACAGACGAGUGGGGACAGAGUAUGUUGAUUUCUGCUACACGGGAUGGAGCAUUGGCAAGGUGGCAACUUCCUAAUGGAGCUUGUGCUGAAGCCAAUGCUUCACUGGCAAAGGAGUUGGCCCCACUUUUGGGACUCGAGAUGCUCUGCAACAAACGAUUUACGGUUGUCGUGAGUGAGGAGUCGAGGCUUAUGGUGCUGGAUACGUGGAGGAUGCAAUUGCUGUACUGCAUGGACACAGCACAAGAGCAGAUUCGACGGAGUAUUGCCGUUGGAGAACUGCCAAUGUCAAGACCAAAGUCGUUAAGGCCGAGGGUGGCCAGGGUGACAAGUGGUUUGGAUCGAGAGCCAAGUUAUGGAAGCGAAAGUGUGAAUCAGGCGAACAUCAGCCCGUCAGCCAGAGAACGGAUGUCUCCGUCUCCAUCAUCUCUUGCUAGCAACGCGCCAGACACAAAUAGUUUAGCAGAUUUUAUUGCGUCAAGUGCAGCAGCAAAACAACAAACUCAACAUUGGGAUGCAGUGGUGCUUUCUUUGGGUACUAAGGGACUUGUGAAGUGUUACUUGUGGCAGCAACCCAGGAGAUCAUCGAGUGGCACGUCGUUUAAUGUAGCUAAAGGUGAUGGAUCUGCGAGUACUGCAUGGGGACCUUGUUGGGUGCACCGCAGCAGUUGGGUCAUUUCGUGGGCUGAUCAGGCGGAGGACAUUACGUGCUCGCAAAGUACAUCAUUGAAAGACGGGGACAACAUGAAUCCGCAAACUGCUCUCAUGGGCUCUAUUGACAACAGCUAUUUUCCACUCUCUGUGAAGAUAUCUCGAGAUUCAUCUCUCGUACUUUUAAUUUGGAGAACGAAGUUUGUCGUGCUCAAGCGCAAAUGGUUGUGUCCGCUAGAAUCACGCGGCGACAGCCAAGCAAAGAGCGAAUCUUUUAGAACGCUCAGACCAACUACUGGGAUUGGAAGUUGCCGCAUUACUCCGGCAGCGUUUGUUAGCCAGGCAGCUUCUACGUAUGGUAGUAUACACCCCACUUUGUACAAUGCAAGUGACAAUUGUGGAAGUAUUUACUGGGAAAAUGGCGAGUUUUUGGAAGACGGCAACAUUGUAUUGUGGACCAACACGGGACAUGUUUUUCAAUUUAUAUCACCUGAAACGUCUGGAAAUCCUGGUGGAAAGUUUUUUAUUUUCACGAAGGAUAAAGAUCAGCUGGUACCACGAUCUGACUCCAAGUCGCUAUGUGUUAUUGCUAAGGCCAUGUAUAUUACGUCAACGGAUCGCUGCAAAUGCUGCAAUCGGCUUGUGCACAAAGGCAAAUACUUACACCCGAAGCCGAGAAGGGCAAUGGGUUACCUAACAGGGCAGCGACAAGAUGCAGGAUAUACGUGUGUAAAUACUAGUUCUUUGCUAUCAGGAUUGCAGAUUGUGCACAUGUGCCAUCACGGAACAUUGGGACAUUGGACGAUGCCAGCAUCCCCUAUGUCGUCUUCAACGCGCAUAUCUCAGAAUAAGAAGAGCAGCAUUAUCGCAGCCAGUGCCCCGUUGGUCGAACGAGUGCGCUUUCACUCGCUGAGUGAUGGAUUUGAAGCCACGGAAGAAGCUACUCAAGACGAAAGCACUGAUAAGGGAACACAAGAUGAACCUCGACUUCGAUGCUGCUUAACACACUUCAUUAUUGGAAGGGAGGAGACACGUUUGUCUUCGACAUUUGAAGUAGUCCGGCGAGCUGGGAUGCGUCGCAAUCGCCGGCAAGGACUUGGUGAUGUAUCAGUAAACAUAAGAGGAAGUGAGUUGUCAAGCACAGGCACUUCAGCGGUAGCCAUAGCUAGCAGGCUGGCCACUGCUUUGACAGGACGAGGAAGGCCCCCAGGUGUUGGGGAUGAAUCUUGUCAACUAGAAGCCGAUGGUAGUAAGCAAAUGAAAUCGGAGCACUUGGAUUAUUGGUAUUUGCUGGACAUUCCUAUUAUUGCCAAGGGGUUCACAGAUGGAAUGCUUCACAUCGAAUUACUGAGCCAAGAUCAUUUGUCAAGUACAGCUCAGGUGUCCGCAAAAGAUACAGCAAUACAACUAUCGUGUCAUUCUGGGCGAGUGACAGCACUAGCGCAUUGCUGUUGGGAAGUUAGAGCAGCCUCAAUAUCUUCCUGCGGGGUUGCUUCUCCCACUAGUGCAAGCCAGGUACAUUUUGCAACGGAGAAGAACCCUUUUUACCAGUCUCGCUUUCGUAAUCCUUUGUCAAAAAGAAAAAGCAAAGACGGACUAACGAAUACUAACACUAGCAAUCACACAUGUCGAAGGUCAUUGACGAUAGAAACUUCCGGCAGCUCAGAACCAAACAAUGGGUCGUCCUGGGACAAGCAGCCUUCGAUCACAUUUAUGCUUUUUAGUGGUGGCACAGACGGUAUCCUGCUUGUAAUCGAGCUUAUUCUGUACCGUUCGGCUACUACUAAUGACGAGGCAAACGGCUUUGUUCGGCAGAAAGCAAAAAUGUUGCAAAAGUUUCGAAAUCACCGCGGAGCAAUCCAGCAGAUUAGCAUUUCGCCGCUCAAGAAUGGCUCUGUUGAUGGUCCUGAUGGAGACAAUCUGGAUACGAAGUACCCUGAUAGAUUGGUUGCAACAUUGGGGGUCGAUCACAAAGUCGUCAUAUAUGCUCCUCAGUACUCGCGACACUCUUCAUCACGACAGCCAAGUGUCUGCAAUACACAAGAGAGACGUAGAGACGAUCGGUAUAGUGUUGAGUGGAGGUCCGUGCUAGAGUUGUCGGAGCAUGCUGACUCAAUCUGCAGCCUAGUCUGGCAUCUAGAACGGGGUUUAGUCCAUAUUGAAUGCAAUGAUCGGAUGGUGUACGUUUGGAGCACCGACACUGGCAUUCUGGAGCGUAAAGUUCCGUAUGCGCUAAUUUACGGUGGUGGACAUAAUGUAUCAGGUGAAAGCGCGAGUGACGGAGCAAAUGGUAUCGGCUGCUCUGUUGUUGAAAACUUCACUUUAUAUAUUGGCAAUACAGCCGUGCAAGUCAUCGAGUUUGGCGCACUUCGAAGCGCUGAGCAACUCAAAAAGAAUUGGUUAAGUUACUAUAUUUCACAAUUCCAGAGCAGCGACGCAGUUGUCAACGGCUUUGAGACCAAGUUUCAGUCUUCACGAGCUUCUAUAUAUGCAACGGGCUCCAUGGAGCUAUUUAUGCUCUCGCUGCUGCUGUCAUGGGGUGUCACGCCUGCCAUUGAUCAGUCGUGCCACGCCAUUUUGGGAAUCAAACCUGUACAUGCGCUUUACUCGUGUGCACUGCAAGACUAUACUUCGGGAGCUUUGACAAUACCCGUUCCAUGGUCAAUGCCAAAAGUCUUACCUUUGCCAAUUGGUCACUCUUCAGUAGCUGUUGCGAGUAAGCCAAAUAAUUUGGUGAUGCCUGUUGUACCUGCUUUUGCACGAAACUGGCAGCAUUCAUCGGCUUUGUCAGCUAGCAUAGCACUGGGCGUUUUAUCAUUUUGUAUGAGCUGCAUGGAGUUUUCACAUCCCAAGGCUGGCAACGGUAUCAUGUCGCCCGCUAACAGGGAAGAAUUCCAAGUGUUGUGGAGUCAGUUAAUCACGCAGCAUUCGGUUGUAUUACCAGAGUGUGUAGCUCAAUUUCGCGAACCGGCUCUCGAAGAACUUGCAGUUUUUGGAUUCGACUCUUGCGAGUACACUCAAUUGGCGGCACGUACACUAUUAAGUGGCGUGAUUAAGCGCCUUCCUGCAGCAGAGCGAAUCAUACUUUCAGCAGAGUAUUCGGCAAAACUUCAUUGGGAAAUCGUCCGUUUGGAAACAGAGCUUGGUACUUCUUUUCUAGGGAAAGUUAGUGCGGGUGGAAACAGUGGUGGUGCAGCUUCAAGCUCUCAGGCAAGUAGCAAUAAUGUCACCCGCGGAAGCAGCAACAGUGCCAGUGCGGGCUCCGAUAUAGAAACGACGGCGUUCACUUUAGUGGUGGAACGUCUUGGCUCGCUCGUGCUCCUCACGGGUAUGAUCGGCACGUAUUUCCCUGGUGAGAUAUCACCAGCUGGUGCGCGUGAAGUGUGCGACAUACUCGUGUUCCUUCUUAAAGCACCGGAACGGUUUGUGGCAUCGGUGGCAGCUGAGCUGCUUACGAAAGGACUUAUGUUGUUCAGACCGCACCUUGUUGACUUGUCUUCACUAAUUAUCCAGCUUUUGAUGAUCAAUUUGCGUGAGAAACAACGCAGUGCCCAAACUAAAGAAAGCGAGGAGGUUUUAUGUGGACCAGGAGGAUCUCUUGCCAAUUUUUACGAUGGUGGAACUGGUGGAAGUAACGCGGCAAUGAAUUUGCUGGUGGAGAUCGGUGCUUACGAGUCGGCUUUUGUGCUUGGACUGCUGCAACAAGAGAUGCACAAUCAUGACCGCCCACCUGGCUUUCACAAAAUCAUUUUGUUGUUUGUAAUGGAGCUUGUCAACACCCAUUACCUGCUCAUGUGUCGACAUUUGCCAGCGUUCGUGGAUACAGUUAUGGUGUGCUUGGACCCGACAAAGCCUGAACGUCGUCGCCGUUGUUUAUCACUGAGUACUCGCUGUCUCCACAGCCUUGUGCAACGGUUUCCAAUGGUAGAUUUCCACAAGGAUACGCAGCGUUUAGCAUUGGGAACAAUGGAGGCUGUGAUUGUCAUCUACGAUCUACGCACAGCCACGAAAUGGCGUGUUCUGGAUGGCCACAUGUCAGCUGUCUCUGCUGUCCGCUUUCGAUCCGAUGGACACGUUUUAGUGUCGUAUGCAGCUCGUGACGGCAGUGUUCGGUGGUGGAAUAGUGGCAAUGCUGGUUUAUUUGGUGGUAUGCUCAAGAUGCAUCAGUCUUGUCUCAAAGAGCACAAAUUAGCAGCAUUGACGGAGAGUUCAAAUGGUGGUGCACCUGUUUCAACGGGUGGAGCAAGUGCUGGACUCAAGCAAAUCAUUCAGACGUGCCGUUUUCAUUUUCUUAUACGUAAAGACAAUUCUCAUGAUGGUAGAAGCAAUACGAAUCAGUCGAAAUGCAUUUUACGUCUCACACGUGAAGAUGCUAGUCAAGUGCAGUUUUUGCUGUAA
Molecule: messenger RNA, 5406 nt
Organism: Peronospora belbahrii
Lineage: Eukaryota; Oomycota; Peronosporomycetes; Peronosporales; Peronosporaceae
Source: the annotation of a GenBank genome assembly